Oryzias melastigma (Indian medaka) is the source of this 4031-nucleotide messenger RNA. RefSeq names its product SH2 domain-containing adapter protein F. The transcript is spliced from 7 exons. Gene Ontology annotation, molecular function: phosphotyrosine residue binding. Bases 366 to 1784 code for a protein of 472 amino acids. Lineage: Eukaryota; Metazoa; Chordata; Actinopteri; Beloniformes; Adrianichthyidae. The record is from RefSeq and is a predicted model, not a curated record.
GUAGGGGGCAGUGGAUGUUCUCAGGUGCUGAGCGCAGGUUGUAGGGGGCGUGUGUGUGUCUCUUGCUCCCAUGUUGCGUAGUCUGGAAACCUGACGUGGUUUGCAGCCAGCGGCGCUCGCGCGUGUGUGCUUGAGAGUGCGCGCGAGGCAUUCAGCGAGGGAGCUUUGACAGUGACAGAGUCGCGGCCGGGCAGCUCACUAAGUGCCUGCGGCUGCUCUCCGCCGCGCGCGCGCGCUCUGCCCCCCCCUCCCUCCGCACCAGCAGCACUUUUGGACGAGCGGACCCGGGCUGCGCUGGCCGAACCCAAACAGAAGAAGCUGGAACUGAACUCCGAACAUUGACUUUUGAGCGAUGAACUGGCAGAAUGGCCAGGUGGUUCAAGGAGCACCUAGGAUUCAAAACUACCAAAGCACCCCCUCCGGCGCCUCCGAAACCGGACUACAGGUACUGCCUCACCGGUGUUCCCACGGCGCCGGGCUUCCAGCAGACAAGCUCCGCCGCGUGCUUCCAGAGUCCCGCGCAGCCCGACAUCCUCACCGCCUACAAAAUCCAAAAGGACAUGGACUUCGAGGACCCCUACACUCCCGGCGGGACCGUCUGCUUCAGCUCCAGCCUCAACCCCGUGGGCUCGUCGGAUAUCAAGUACGUGUCGCCAAAGCACCGACUUAUCAAGGUGGAGACCAUCGAGAAGAGCAGCCCGGCUCCCGGCGGGGGGGUCACGGUCACUCAGGCUGUGGCCGUGGCUGUGGGGAGCGUUAAAUCCCCCACGUCGCCUUCUUCCGACCACGACAGCAAGGAGAAGCCAAUCAUUCUUGAGGACUAUGCCGACCCCUUCGAUGCCGAGCAGGCUGGUGGCACUCAGCCCAACAUGGAGAAAAUCACAACUGAGAACGAUGGCUACAUGGAACCAUAUGAGGCCCAGAAGAUGAUGGCAGAGAUCAGGUCAGGUGGGCGAGGCUCUAAAGAAGGAUCUCUGCGGCAGCUGCCCCUGUAUGACACGCCGUACGAGCCAGCUGAGAACGGCGGCGACUCUGACCCCGAGCUCCUGCGCUGCCCCAGAGAGAGCCGACUGCCUCAGGAUGACGAGCGGCCCCCCGAGGAGUACGACCAGCCGUGGGAGUGGAAGAAGGAGAGGAUUUCCAAAGCCUUUGCAGUAGAGAUUAAAGUGAUCAAGGACCUACCGUGGCCUCCUCCUGUCGGCCAACUCAACACCAGUCCUCCCCUGGCGGAGGAGCUGGAGUCUCCUUCCCAGACAGCUCAGCCGUCGCCAGGACAGACAGGCUGUGACCAGCACCACCAUGUUCAGUUUGACGGUGUGGACAAACCUCGAAUGUCACCCACCAAGGAUGGGAAAGGUCGCCCACUCCAGCGACACUCCAGCGGGUGUCUGGUCAACACCAAAAUGACCUCAUUGGACCACUGCAGCUCCCCCGUUGGGGAGCGAAUCGACCCCACAAUGCCUCUGGAGAGCCAGUUUUGGUACCAUGGAGCCAUCAGCAGAACAGAUGCAGAGUCUCUGCUCCGGCUGUGCAAAGAGGCCAGUUACCUGGUGAGGAAUAGUGAGACCAGCAAGAAUGACUACUCCCUCUCCCUCAAGAGCAGCCAGGGCUUCAUGCACAUGAAGCUGUCGCGCACAAAGGAGAACAAAUACAUCCUGGGCCAGAACAGCUGCCCGUUCGACAGCGUGCCGGACAUCAUCCACUUCUACUCCAGCCGCAAGCUGCCCAUCAAGGGGGCCGAACACAUGUCCCUGCUGUACCCCGUCGCUAUCAGGACACUAUAGUUCUCUGGGUCCACCUUCUGCAUGGGACAGUCCGUGGCUCGUGAAGAUGAAGCCUGACCCCGGCUCACCUCAUCGGCUGACAUGUUUCGAGGCCUCAAACAGACAGUGUGCUGCACAUUUUUUUUAUUAUUUUAUUUAUAACAGACAGCCUCUCAUUAUAUCAGCGACUGACUGUCUGAACAUCAUUUCAUGGAUUUUUGCCCACAGCACUUAAAGAACAGCAGAGGUACAUGUUUUCUGUCACCUGUGUCAUCGAAAACGAUGUUUUAGUCCCGUGAGCGCGCGCCAGGACAACUGUCCUUUGGUAAGCUGUAUUUCACGGGGACUUAAAGAUUGUAAGGAGAGCGGCUUGUACGAUAUUGUCCACAUGGGCCUCGUUUUGCAGCCAGGAUAUCGAAUAAACCCGGAGAGCAUGAAGGGUGCACACGAACGUGGAGCCCUCGAGCGGGGCAGAUGAUCUCUCUAUGUUGUCAUGGUGCAUGUUGUCUGUUAUCCAUCACUGAGUGGGCGCAUCACACCACUGACAGUGUAAGUACCACAGCGGGGAGACGGGCAGGAAAGCAUGAUGGAUGGGUCGACCCAUCCGACAGUCCAAUUGGAGACCAGAUCCUGUACGAAUGGACCAAAUUAGCCUCCGCCACCCCCAUGUUAGAAUGGUUUUGCAUCAGGAGAAUGAAAUAUGCCUGCAUUGUCUACCUCAGAAAAAUCAAUUUCAUUCCCCCCAUCUGCAGAUCAAUAGGUACAAUGGGAUUGCAGGCAUUGAUCUGCUCUCCCAGUGACAUUCCCAGUUCGCCUAAAUUAGUCACUGGUUUAAAAAAAAAAAAUAAAACGUUUCUCCGAUCAGCAGUCGUAUGUACAGUCACUGUUAUGGUAACAGAUGUUCGUUUAAUGCCUUAUAAUGCAUGGGGCAAGUCAGUCCGCUAGAGUUCCCAUCCUGCUUUGAGCGACGGUUCUGUGAACGUAAUUUAUUCUGGGGUAAUUAUUACUGUGGUGUUACUCCGUCGUGACUGGCCCUUUUAGGGCCUUUUACUCCAGCCUGGUUUUCGCUGUCGUGCUUUGCCUUUAAGUUGUCCUCUGUUGUGCUAAAAGCAGCAGUCACCGCAUCGUCUGACCAACGAGGGCGUAAAGAGGAGGUGGCGUCCCCGCAUCGAUCCCCCCUCUGAGCCCGUCCCGUCCAGAUCCCCACACCUCCAGCCCGUCACGCUUCAUCUUCUUGUUAAGCUCUGCAGACAUGUGCAAAUGUGUUACCGUCAUGUGGUCUGAAUGCAGAGUGUGUUUUUUUUUUAAGUUUCUGUUCUGAUCUAAUCAAAAAUCCGACAAACAAUUAGCCAAAACUCAACCCAGCUCUCGGGAAUACUUUGUCUUUUUUUUAUCUGCCUAUCUGGCUCCGGUCGGUAAUAUUUCUAUCAACCAGAAGAAGCUGAUUCGCUAAUAUUGAAUCAUAAUGACAUCAAUCUUUGAGCCUGUCUGCUGCAUGAGCUGCAGAAUCCAGCAUCUUAAUGAGCAGGUAAUCACGGAAACGUUGGAGGGAGAGGCUGGACGGCCGCUGCAGUUGAAAAGUAAAAAAAAGGAGUCUCCACUGAGUGCUAUGCAACCGUAAACAGCCGUCACUGAAAGAGUAAAGAUGUGUGCCUCUAAAGAAAUCUCUGUGACAGUAGUGAUGGUACAAACAGGACAUGACGGACGAUGCUUUCGAAAAGUAAGCUGUUAAAGUGGACCUAAAUGUUUCAAGGAUCUAGGAAAGAAUAAAGAAGAAGAAGAAGAAGAAGCUGCGUGUGACGUCUUUAUAUUGUUUGCUCUUCGGUAGGUGAGAGGAGACCUUUAUUUUGGGGUUGCUAAAGCAAGUGAGGAGAGGAUCCUGGAGGGACAAAAAGGAAGCAGGCACUCUCCACAUCUGGAUUUUUCUUUUAUGAGCCCUCCUUCCUCAAAAGUGUCUUAAAUCUUGUGUUAUCGUGUGGAAACACGAUGAUGCAGACAUGAAAGUGUGUGUGUGUGUUCCCUCUGUAAGCUUCCAUCCACUUUCCCUCAGUGUGUUUUGUGAAUUGCUUUACUGUUGUAAAGUGGCAUGUAUGAUUUUUUUUUUUUUUUUUUGUGUACAUUCUCGUGCCACAUAUGUAUGCACUACUAUAACACUUCGCUGUACAGUCCCUAAUGGCCAAAUGUAUAUACUGAAUGUAUUGUAUGGGGACCUUUUUUGGCAUCAUGGUGCAGAAAUAAAUAAAUAAAUAAAGUUGGGUUUAUGAGUUG